Blepharisma stoltei is the source of this 840-nucleotide messenger RNA. The record is from the annotation of a GenBank genome assembly. NCBI's taxonomy places the organism in Eukaryota, Ciliophora, Heterotrichea, Heterotrichida, Blepharismidae.
AUGGACCGUCGAGCUUUCACAGUAAAAGAUGUAUCGGCUGCAGAAUUCAUAGCUGCUUACGCUGCAUACCUAAAAAGAACAGACAAAAUCGAGAUACCUUCAUGGGGAGACUACGUAAAGACAGGUGUCAACCGACAACUAGCUCCAUAUGACAAAGACUGGCUUUACAUUAGAGCUGCAGCUCUCGCCAGAAAGGUAUAGAAAUUUCCCAUAGAUGGCGCUGUUUGCCCUUGAUUUGCCCAUGAGGAAAAUUUUUUGGUUUGACCAAACCAUAUGGUACUUGUCGAACCAAAAAAUUUCCCCAGUGGGCAAAUCAAUGGCAAACAGCACCAUCUAUGGGAAAUUUCUAUAUAUCUAAGACGCCACUUGGGAAUUAGUGCUCUUCAAAAGAUUUACGGAGGAAGCAAAAACUAUGGCACCACUCCUCGCCACUUCACUACAGGAUCAGGAAAGAUUAUCAGAUAUCUUUUGGCUCAGCUUGAAAAGCAAGGAAUUCUUGAAGUUGACACAGAAGAAAUUGAAGGAAAGCAUGGAGGAAGAAGAAUUACUAGUCUCCCAGGUAAAUUUUUUUAUUUUUAUUAUGUAUUGCAAUAAUUUCUUUUAUCAUGCAUAUGCAUGCCAUUUUGAAUUUGGUAUAUGAAAACCAAAUAUGUUUUUCAAAAUGCUGAUUUUGGUGCGGCAAAUCCAUAAUUUGAAAUUUCAUAAGAAAAUGGUGCAUAUAACGUCUAUAAGAAAUUUUACCAACGAAUUAUAGCAUAAUAUUUUAUUUUUAAUAAAUAGAGUAAGAAAGGACAACAAGAACUUGAUAGCAUUGCUAAACAGAUUUCUCAAGCAGCUUAA